This is a messenger RNA of Caenorhabditis auriculariae, 2194 nucleotides long. The record is from the annotation of a GenBank genome assembly. NCBI's taxonomy places the organism in Eukaryota, Metazoa, Nematoda, Chromadorea, Rhabditida, Rhabditidae.
AUGGAACGUCUUCUGCGCGAAUUGAUGGUGAGUUCGGCUGAUCUUCCAAAAUCCAAGAAGCUGUAGAUGGGUCAACAAAAGGAGGUCGUCGACAACGAGUCGCAUCCCGACACCGCGGAAACGUUCGUUUUUUUUUUCUCGGAUGGAAAAUUCACAAUUUCUAUGGGAUUGUACUUUGAUUUUUCUUUUAAAUUUCACUUAUUACAAAGAAAUUUAACGAGACAAUGAGUGGCCUUCACAAAAUAUUUUCUAAAAAAGAAGAUCAUUAUGCGUUCCUUCGUGACAUUUAUUUAAAAAAAUGAAUGUAAAAAAAUUUUGCAUUUAUUCUUUUUAAAAAUAUUCCUCUAGAAACUAUCAACGGUGAGGGAAAAUAUCACUGGUUUAACACCAGAACGACUGAAACUGGGAGUUUUUCUGUUCUGAAAAGGAUCAUGAUUUUUUAUAAAACAGUGUAUUUCAUAUUUUUCCUGAUGAAACUAUAACCUUUCAGCGUAAACAUCUCGGCACUGGCUCUCAUCAAAAUGCUCCGACAUGCUCGAAGUGGAGUCCCCCUUGAGGUAGCCGUCUUCACUCGGCAAUGACCGAGUUAAGUAAAUUUUAGGUGAUGGGACUAAUGUUGGGGUCGUUCGUGGACGACUACACGAUCAACGUCGUCGACGUGUUUGCCAUGCCUCAGAGCGGAACGGUUUGUGAUUCUCGCGAACCUUGCGACGAAGAGUGGACUCUAGAGCGUUACCGUUGAGUCAGUCGAUCCAGUCUACCAAACCAAGCACAUGGACCUGCUUAAGUUGGUUGGCCGCACCGAAAAUGUCGUCGGGUGGUGAGAAUCGGCUAUUUUUCAGUAAUUUCAAUAAACUUCUGAUCAUAUCAAUCCAACAACUUCUCAUCAAAGCAUGUAAUAUUUCCUAAAUUUUGUCAACUUAGGAACUAUUUAUGGCGUUCAAAGAUUAUGGAAUAGAAGUAUUAUUUUCGAAAACUGUAGGUACCACUCUCACCCUGGCUUCGGGUGCUGGCUUUCUUCUGUCGACGUCGCCACGCAGCAAUCCUUCGAGGCUCUCCAUCAACGUGCCGUCGCCGUUGUCGUCGACCCCAUACAAAGUGUUAAAGGAAAGGUCAGACAAAAAAUUAGCAAUAAAGCUGUUAUGUACUGGUAAGAAACGAUGAAUAAAUUGAAAAAAAAAAAUCAGAUUUUGCUAACUUGAAAACUAACAACAUUGAAACAAAAAACCACUAGUUUUCUGAAAGAGUUUGCACUUUUCAUAAAUUCGAAAAAUUAAUAAAAAAAGUAGUAAGUAUAUCCCGAGCAAUCUGAGCCUCCGAGACAAGGCAUCGAAAAAGACGGAAGCUUUUGCAAAAAAAGCUUUUCAGAAAAAAAGCCUAACCCCUUAGGUGAUGCUCGACGCGUUCCGCUCGAUAAACCCCAUGAAUCUGAACUUGCGCGCCAUGGCUCCUACGGCGGAGCCGCGCCAGACGACGAGCAACCUCGGCGGCCUCGUCAAGCCUAGCCUUAUCAGUAUUGUUCACGGACUGAACACCAAGUUUGCUCUUUUUUCAAACUUAUCUGACCUCAAAUAUUUUUUGUAAUGUUUAUGAUUUUCAAAUUAUGAAGCUUUCGUAGAAAUGAUGCCUUGUAGAGCUUAAAAAACAGAAAAUCGGUAGGUUCAAUGAGAAACAUGCAAAAGCUGAUGAAAAAGUUUCUCUGUUUUCUAAAUCACUAGAAUAACAUUUUUUUUUUAGGUAUUACUCGCUCAACAUAACCUACCAACUUUCUUCGAGAGAACAGAAUAUGCUGACAUGCAUGAACAAGAAGUCGUGGGUAGAUGGAAUGGUAAGAAUAACAGAAUGUCAUGUACAAAAUAUGACUCAGAACCUGCGUCUGACGUCUUCUGUUGAGAAGGAUAAUGACGAAAAAUGCAAGGCAAUCAACAGCUUGCUCAUGUUGUUCUCAAAGGUACCCAUAAAGAAAAUGCAAGGAACGACGGAAUCUCAGGAAUUAAGCGUUGAGGAGUCUAAAAACACACGAGAAACUACAGUAAAGAAGUACGGACAAGUCAACGCAAAGAACCGCUUGGAGGAGGUCGCCUUCAGUCAAAGACAUGUUGGGACCGUCAAAUUUCAGAUAACUGGAAGUUUUUUGGCCAACAACAUGGUGCAACAAAUUGGGACGAUGAUCAACGCACAUUCGAUAAAAUAA